AUGUGUUCCAAUAAACACCCGCUCGCGAGAGCUCGCAGGACACAGGUCAUUUUCUCCGUCCUUUCAUGGCCAUGUGCGCUCGCUGCCCUCUUGAGGACUUAUGGUAGCGCUCAAGGUUGGAUGCAGCUCAUUGCAAUCUCAAUUUCCACCCUUACGCCGAUCUUCAUUCUCGUCAGAUAUCGCAAAUCCGGAAGUCAAUUCUAUCCGCUGCUCGUAAUAGCCAUUGAUGCUUUGAUGGCUUUACUCUUCAUCGGGGUGUUCAUUUCCGGAAUGUUCAUCCUUAGUACCCAGGAUAUUAGCCUAUGGGUGAAUCCCGACAACUUCAAGCUGGCCAGUGGCAUUCCGCAGAUCUACUCCAACCUCUCAUGUCUCAUCCUCAGUCUGGUGUAUCUGCGCACAUUUGUGCAAGCAUCCUUCAACCGAUACAUGCAGUUGACCCUCAAGACUCGCCAGGUUAACUACACGCUUUGCCCGGCGUGUGACCGAUCUGUGGAUGCUCCUGUGGGCCAGCGUCAGGAUAUGGCCAUGGCUGCGGAACAGCAAAGAGCAUCUGGCUCUGUUGAUAGUCUCUGUGGAUUGUACACUGGCGAUGCUGAAUCGCAGCAGUUGCUACCUGAGAGCGUUUAG
This is a messenger RNA of Penicillium paradoxum, 627 nucleotides long. RefSeq lists its product as uncharacterized. The coding region runs from base 1 to 627 and encodes 208 amino acids. The record is from RefSeq and is a predicted model, not a curated record. NCBI's taxonomy places the organism in Eukaryota, Fungi, Ascomycota, Eurotiomycetes, Eurotiales, Aspergillaceae. The transcript has 3 exons.